Messenger RNA from Rattus rattus (black rat), 1682 nucleotides. It is a transcript of the gene Nsdhl, whose product is annotated as NAD(P) dependent steroid dehydrogenase-like. Lineage: Eukaryota; Metazoa; Chordata; Mammalia; Rodentia; Muridae. The transcript has 8 exons. Gene Ontology annotation, molecular function: 3-beta-hydroxy-Delta5-steroid dehydrogenase (NAD+) activity. The coding region runs from base 64 to 1152 and encodes 362 amino acids. Gene Ontology annotation, biological process: steroid biosynthetic process. The record is from RefSeq and is a predicted model, not a curated record.
UCAUAGCAUGAUAUUCUCAGAGAAGAAGAGUUGAUUACAAACAAGACCACACUUUGAGCCAUAAUGGAACAGGCUGUUCGUAGUGAAUCAAAGAGAGGCCAGGUCACAGGAACAGAUUUGAUAAAUGACGUUUCCAAAGCUAAGAAGUGCACAGUGAUUGGAGGCUCUGGGUUCCUGGGGCAGCACAUGGUAGAGCAGUUGCUAUCGCGAGGCUAUGCUGUCAAUGUAUUUGAUGUCCGCCAAGGCUUUGAUAACCCUCGGGUGCAGUUCUUCAUAGGUGACCUGUGCAACCAACAGGACCUGUACCCAGCUCUCAAAGGUGUAAGCACAGUUUUCCACUGUGCGUCACCCCCGUCAAACAGUAACAACAAGGAGCUCUUUUAUAGAGUGAAUUCCACUGGCACCAAGACUGUCAUUGAAACCUGCAAAGAGGCUGGAGUUCAGAAACUCAUUUUAACCAGCUCUGCCAGUGUUGUCUUUGAGGGUGUCGAUAUAAAAAAUGGAACUGAAGACCUCCCUUAUGCCACGAAGCCCAUUGACUACUAUACAGAGACCAAGAUCUUGCAGGAAAGAGCAGUACUGGAUGCCAACGACCCUAAGAAGAAUUUUUUAACUGCAGCCAUUCGUCCUCAUGGCAUAUUUGGCCCAAGAGAUCCCCAGUUGGUCCCAGUCUUAAUUGAUGCAGCUAGAAAAGGCAAAAUGAAGUUCAUGAUUGGAAAUGGGAAGAACCUGGUGGACUUCACCUUCGUGGAGAAUGUAGUUCAUGGACACAUCUUAGCAGCUGAGCACCUCUCCCGAGAUGCAGGUCUAGGUGGGAAGGCAUUUCACAUCACCAACGAUGAGCCAAUCCCUUUCUGGACGUUCCUGUCCCGCAUUCUGACAGGCCUCAAUUAUGAGGCACCCAAGUACCGCAUCCCCUACAGGGUGGCCUACUAUCUUGCUUUCCUGCUAUCUCUACUGGUAAUGGUGCUCAGCCCUCUCAUCCAAAUCCAGACAACUUUUACACCAUUUCGGGUGGCACUGGCUGGAACAUUCCACUAUUACAGUUGUGAGAAAGCCAAAAAGCUCAUUGGGUACCGGCCACUGGUCACCAUGGAUGAUGCUGUGGAAAGGACUGUGCAGAGUUUCCACCACCUGCGGAAGGACAAGUGAAGCUCCCCAGUGCCCUCACCAGUAACUUUCUCCUCUCUGUUCUAAAGAACCAAUAUCCCUAAGUGAGUUUCUUCUAAGCUGCAUGCCCCUUGCUGGUUGGGAUGACAGCAUACCUGACUCCUCUAUGAUAUUGGAGGUGACAACAACAGGAGACAUUUCUCCCAGGAUAGCAUUAGACUUCUCAGGCAGACUCAUAGUCUACUGUUUUGGUCUUUCCCUCUCCUCCCCCUACUUCUGUCUCCUGGGUUCAUUAUCAGAAAGAUAAUACUAAAGUGAAAGCUUUGUUUAAGGUCUUAAAAAUUGAAGAAAAUCAGAAAUUGUAAAGACAGUAAGACUUCAGACAUACAUUUUAUAAGAUCACAGUACAAUAGUUAGAAGUACUGAUGAGUGUAUUCCCAAUCCCUGGUCCCUAAGGCUAAAUCCACUGCUGGUUCCUUGCUCCCUCGUAUACUCUCAAGAUCUCUUUCAAAGAUGGUUGCAGUGUUUGUCUCCAUUGUUUUUCCCAUAAAGUAUUUCAUUUAUCCACAGAA